AUGUCCGACUCCUCCUCCGACCUCGAAGCUACCAAGCUCCAAUCCAAGCAGACCGUGAACCAGACCAAGUCCUUCCUCUCUGGCGGAGCGGGCGGUAUCGCGUGCGUGCUCGUCGGCCACCCGUUCGACUUGACCAAGACGCGCAUGCAGACGGCCGCGCCGGGGGCGUACACGGGCGCGAUUGAUGUCGUUCGUAAGACGAUUGCCGCGGACGGGAUCAAGGGGAUGUACAGAGGGAUUACCCCUCCCCUCGUCGGUGUCACUCCCAUCUUCGCCAUCUCGUUCUGGGGGUACGACGUCGGAAAGCGGAUAGUGUACGCUGCGACGCCGAGCAGGAAGAGCCAGACGCUCAGUAUUGGGGAGUUGGCGAUUGCGGGAGGGCUGAGUGCUGUGCCUGCUACGUUGGUAGCGGGGCCGGCGGAACGGGUCAAGGUGCUGCUGCAGGUCGCGGGACAAAGCGGCCAAGCGGCCUACUCGGGCCCUAUCGACGUCGUACGGAAACUAUACGCCGAGGGGGGUAUGCGAUCCAUCUUCCGAGGCACUUUUGCGACUUUGGCGCGUGAUGGACCUGGGUCUGCUGUCUACUUUGCCACCUACGAAACACUCAAGCGCUCCCUCUCCCCCGCUCCCGCCCUUUUGCCGAACGGCGAAAAGGCUGCUGCGCCGCCACUGAGCUUGCCGGCGGUGAUGCUCGCGGGUGGAUCGGCCGGGGUGGCCAUGUGGGCUAUUGCGAUCCCUCCUGACACCAUCAAGUCUCGCCUCCAGUCCGCGCCCCAGGGGACCUACUCGGGCUUCAUGGACUGCGCCCGGAAAUUGAUUGCUGCGGAUGGUGUCACGGCGCUCUGGAAGGGUUUCGGGCCGGCUAUGGCUAGGGCGUUCCCUGCCAACGCUGCUACCUUUGUUGGUGUAGAAUUGAGCUUGAAGCUCAUGGACGGGCUGUGGUAA
Molecule: messenger RNA, 945 nt
Organism: Dioszegia hungarica
Lineage: Eukaryota; Fungi; Basidiomycota; Tremellomycetes; Tremellales; Bulleribasidiaceae
Product: mitochondrial carrier domain-containing protein
Exons: 6
Coding region: 1-945 (314 amino acids)
Biological process (GO): mitochondrial transport; carnitine transmembrane transport
Cellular component (GO): mitochondrial envelope
Molecular function (GO): O-acyl-L-carnitine transmembrane transporter activity
Source: RefSeq, a predicted model, not a curated record